Messenger RNA from Closterium sp. Yama58-4, 3120 nucleotides. The record is from the annotation of a GenBank genome assembly. Lineage: Eukaryota; Viridiplantae; Streptophyta; Zygnematophyceae; Desmidiales; Closteriaceae.
AUGCAUCGCCACUAUCGCGAGGUGGGGCUGCAGGAGCAGCAGCUGCUGCGCUUCCUCAACACCAUCGUGGAUCCCAACGAUUCCUGCCGCAUCGUGCGUCUCCUCGCGGGUUUCGAGUUCCACGGCCACACGUGCCUCGUGUUAGAGCGCCUGCAAGGCAGUCUGCUCGAGCACAUGUGCCGCCCUGCCGACUCUCCCGGCUCCGCUGCCGCCGCCGCCUCCGCCGCGAACGCCGCCGCUUCCGCGGCGAACGUCGCGGCAGUUGCGUACCCUGCGUCGCUUGGGCUCGUGUCCGCCUCCUCUGUCGGCGAUCUCAAUGCGUCGCCGUGGACGGGUGUUGCGACGGGUUCCCAGGCGAAAGCCGCAACGGGAGCGGAGGGAUUGAUGGCGGCAGGGCGCUCGUCAUCGUGGCGCAGCGCGCACGAUUCGGGGGCGCCGUCGGGUUACCCGCUGGCCUAUAGCGGCAGCAGCGGCGGCGCUAGCAGCCGUGGAAGCGCGGGGGCGGCGGUGGCGGCGGUGGCGGCGGCGCCGAAGGUGGCGGCGAAGAUCGCGGAUUUCGGCAACUCGUUCACGCCGGAGCAGAUCCGCACGCUGUGCCACGACUACAACGUGCAGACGCUCGCGUACCGCGCGCCCGAGGUGCUGCUCGGCGUGCCUUUCUCCGCCGCCAUUGACCUCUGGUCGCUCGGGUGCAUUCUCGCGGAGCUCGCGACGGGGCAGCUGCUCUUCGCGUGCGAGUCCCCGCAGCACCUGCUGCAGCAGAUGGUUGCGCUGCUCGGCGUCGCCCCGCCCGCGUGCCUCUUCGGCUCGGGGAAGUUCUUUCCGAAGCUCACGGCGGCCGCGGGCGUGCCGCGCGUGUGCUGCUGCAGGACGGAGGCCGGCGGCGGGAUGGCGGCGUGCUUCCGCGGGUGCAGCGGAGGUGGGGGGAGUGGUUGGUAUGGCGGGGUUGCGGACGGAUGCAGUGGGUACUGCGCGCCGAUGGCGUUCAACAUCUUCGCUCCUGGCCACUCGCACCUGGGGGACGCGCUGGCGGCCGUGGACGCGCAGCUGGCGGAUCUCGUGGCGGGGCUGCUGCAGUACGACCCGCGCGUGCGGCUCUCCGCGCAGCAGGCGCUCUCGCACCCUUUCCUGAAGCCGCUGCGCAGCUCCUCCUCCUUCGCCUCCUCCUCCUCGCUCUCUUCCAAGGACUUCUCGCACCCUCUCACUCCCUGCACUGUGCUCCCCACGCCCGCCCUCGCCUCUCCUCUCACCCUCUACUCCUACCACCCCAACAUGCAUACCAUGCCCGUACCGUCUCUCCUCCUCCCUCCAUCCUUCACCUCUGGUUCCUCCUGGGCCGUUCCCACUGCCGACGCCGCUGCUGUCACGCCAGUGGGGGCGGCGGCGGCGGCGGCAGGAGCAGGGGGUGCGGGUGGGCACGCGGGAGCUGCUGGGGCGGCGGGUGCGCUGCGCGCAAGAGAGGAGGGCGUGGGUGUGAGUGCGCUGGAGGGCGGUCAGCAGGGCGCGGGUUCUGGUCCGCAGGGGGCGCAUGGGCUUUGGUCGUUGCAGCAGGCAGCAGCGGUAUCGCAGGCGGGAGCAGCAGCACCGUGCAAAGUCUCUAUGCAGCAGCAGCAGCAGCAGCAGCAGCAGCAGCAGCAGCAGCAGGAGGGAGGGCAUGGACAGGACCGUGUUUCAGCAUGGGGCGGUGUGAUGGAUGGUCCGGGAAUGGAAGCGAGGAACGGAGCAGCAGGCGAGUCACAGGAUCUCUACGCGGCAGCGUCAGCUGCAGCGAUGGCGGAUGCAGCAGCAGCAGCAGCAGCGGCAGGGAUGAGUGCAGGGGCGAAUGGGGACAUGAGCGGAGCACAUGGGUGGUGGAGCGAGGGGUUGGGUGGGGGUCCGUGGUAUGGCGCACAGCAGGGUUCCGGCGCGGGCGCUGAUGCUGGCCCUGCUGCGGCUGCUGGGUCUUCUGAGAUGGUCGCGGCAGCAGCUGCUGCCGCUGCAUUGUCCGCGGCUUCUGCAGGUGCCGCGGCAGCAGCUGCAGUGGCAGCGCAUGAGGUUCAGGCGUUGCAGCAAGCCAUGUCGAACAGUGCAGCGGCAGCUGCAAUGAUGAGCUGUUAUGGAUACGGGAUGGCAGGGAAUCAGGAAGGUGCGUACCUGCAUGGCGGAGCGGCAUUCACGCCCGAGGGUGUGUUUCUCCCGCACUCCCACCUUGUUCCUUUGACCCCGGACCACCUCUCCCUUGGCCCUCCCGCGCCCGCCGCAGCAGCGCAGACCCACGCGCACUGCGGGGGAUUUGCGCCUGGUUCUGCUGGCGCGGGUGCUUCCGGGCAUCCCAAGGGCCUGGUGUUUGAGCCUCUGAGUCCCGUGGCAGGCCGCGCGGGGACGGGCGGUGUGGGCGAGCGGGAUGCACGUGGGCUGGUGGGCGUGGGGAGUACCGAGCUGCUACUGGCGCCGAUGACUCCCUGCCAGGUCAGGGAGGGACACGUGGUGGGGUGGAAGAGUGUCGCGGCGUCUGGGAGGAAAGCGGGAAGGGGUGCAGGCGCAGGGACAGGGACAGGUGCAGGGGCAGGAGGUGGAGCUGGGGCAGGGACGGGUGCAGGGACGGGGCCGGAAUCAGGAGCAGAAGUUGGUACGGGGAUGAGCUAUGUUGAGCAGAUGUAUGCGGUGUAUGAGGCGCAGCAGGGGAGUGCGCAUCAAUACGUGGCCAGUGGUUAUGAGGGGCAGCAGCAGCAGCAGCAGUAUGUUCAGUACUCUCAGCACGGGGAGUAUCAGCACGGGGAGUAUCAGCAGCAAGUGAAGCUUCUGCAGCAGCAGCAGGAGCAGGAGCAGCAGCAGCAGCAGCAGCAGCAGCAGCAGCAGCAGCAGGAGAGGGCACAGCAGCAUCGUGGGCUGAUGGGAUAUGCCAGUGGGUUGUGUGGCAUCAGCAGCAACGCCAGGGAUAGCUGGACACAUCAGGAAGCAUCUUUUGCGGGGGAAGCGGGUGCAGCAGGGGCAGCAGCUAGGGUGUGUGAGGAGGAGAGCAAGUGGGCGGGGGGGAGGAUGGGGGGCGCGUGUGGAGUGGAGUACAGUGAAGCACCAUGGCUUGUUGCGCAUGGCAGCAUGGGCGGGUGCGCCCCUGCCACUGUCAGGCUUGGUUGGUGA